Molecule: messenger RNA, 4496 nt
Organism: Silurus meridionalis
Lineage: Eukaryota; Metazoa; Chordata; Actinopteri; Siluriformes; Siluridae
Gene: b4galnt1b
Product: beta-1,4-N-acetyl-galactosaminyl transferase 1b
Biological process (GO): ganglioside biosynthetic process
Cellular component (GO): Golgi membrane
Molecular function (GO): hexosyltransferase activity
Source: RefSeq, a predicted model, not a curated record
GUAUAAAAUGUUCGCGCGCCCUCUUUCGGCCACGAUGUGGAACCGCGGUCCUCGCUCCUCUCGCGGUGCUGCGGUCAGCUUUCUCUCUCUAUAGGAAUGAUUCUACGCCAGAGGGGCGACUUAUCUCCUCCUCCAUCUCUCUUUCUCUCUGUCUUUUUGAUCCUCCAUCCGUCCUCCCAUUCCUCAUGCCGCCAGGUCUGUGCAGCUCGGUUCCUCCGCAGGUUCUUGCUGUAGGAUCAGCUCAGGGGUCCAUAGAAAAGGGCGUUUAAAGCAGAUGUUCCGAGUCCUCCUCUCUGCUCUGAAGUCUGUAAAUUACCAAAGUGGAUCUUCAGGAGAAGCGAUGGCCUCCUGCUUUACGUCUCACAAUAACAGCAUACAACUGUAGAAUGCAUUCUAUGCUGAAGACGGUGUUGUUAGCGCUGGUAGCGUCAGUGGUGCUGCUGAUGGCUGUGCUGCACUCAUGGCCCACUCGAGCCUACAGCACCAUAGAUGUACGACAGAGACCCGGCUCUGGAGUCGAGCGGCUGCUGGAGGAGAGGCUUCCCGAUCCUGACCCGAGCGCCAUCUCCAUCCCGUACCGUGUAAAGGAAAACAUCGCAGGGCUUCUGGCUCGUAACAGCUGUGUGUGCGAAGGUGAGAGGCCUGGUGUGAACUUACCUUUCGCCAAGCUGCUGUUCCCACGAGUAUCUGCCCACCCGCUUCACACGGCCUUCCAGCCAUCUCAGCUCGAUGAAAUGAAGAGACGGCGUGCCAAAGAGUACCAGGGCUUCCAAAUGAGGUCACAGACCCCUGCUGAUUUGUUGAUUGUAGCUGAAGCUAACAGCCCACUUCAGUACCCGACUCAGGGUGUGGAGGUUCGGCCACUCAAGACUACCCUUAUACCAGGUUUGGGCUUAAAAGACCUGCUGAGAGACGUUUACACUCUGAAUUUCUCGGCAUCUCUCGGUACAUUUAACGUUGCUGCAGAGGUCGAAGGGGUGAAGGUGAGAGGUGAUGGUGAGAUGCACAUGAUGCUGAGCAGCUUCCUGUUGCCCAACCUGAACCGCCCCCAAUUCAUCACCUACACAAACACACUGUUCCAUCCCAGCACUGCUGAUACAGUGCAGUUAGAGACAGAGGGGCAUCAGGCUCUUUUCACCAUUAAAAUCCGUCACGGCGUGACACCCAAACUCUACAACACGGGCCCGGAGGGAGAGAAAGAGUACAAUAUCAGUGCUCUUGUAACGAUCGCCACCAAAACCUUCCUGCGUUAUAACAAGCUUCAGGACCUGAUCGACAGCAUCCGGCUCUACUACCCCACCGUUACCAUAGUGAUAGCGGACGACAGUGAAAAUCCCAGGGUGGUGUCGGGGCCGUACAUUGAGCAUUACAUCAUGCCCUUUGGAAAAGGAUGGUUUGCAGGUCGUAAUCUGGCCGUAUCCCAGGUCACCACUAAGUACAUGCUGUGGGUGGAUGACGAUUUCAUCUUCACCGCCAACACCAAGCUGGAGAAACUGGUGGAUGUUCUGGAGAAGACCACGCUGGACCUGGUGGGCGGUGCUGUACGGGAAGCCACAGGCUACACUUCCACCUACAGGCAGACCAUCUCUAUUGAAGCUGGAGAGGAGGACGGAGACUGUCUCCACAUGAGACGUGGUUUCCAUCACAUCAUCCAGGGCUUUCCAAACUGCGUGGUCACCGACGGAGUCAUCAACUUCUUCCUGGCUCGGACAGAUAAGGUGCGGCAGGUGGGGUUCGACCCUCGGCUAACUCGUGUUGCCCACCUUGAGUUUUUCAUCGACGGCCUGGGGUCACUCCACGUCGGCUCAUGCGAUGAUGUCAUCGUCAACCAUGCCACCAAGAUCAAGCUCCCGUGGGGCCAAUCAGAGAGCGACAAAGCCUACGCGAAGUUCCGUUACCCUCUGGCUUCCUCAGACGCCACGCGAACAAAAAACGGCCUGUUGUACUUCAAAAACCGCUUCCAGUGUCUCACACACAACUGAUCACCGACCUCGGCGUCCCCGUCCCUCAUUCUGUCUUCCUCUCCCAAAAGACGUCUCUUUCUUUUUGUGAGUAGCUAAAGAGAGUCAUUGAGGGGAACUUUCAGGGUCAUGUGGAAUCAUGUGGGGUCGGUCGUCUAUGCCCUCACUUCCCCUUAUUUUUAGUGGGAAAGAAAAACAAAAGACACACACACACACACACACACACACACACACACACACACACACAUAUAUAUUAUAGUCUCCUCCUUUUAGAGGGGCAUAACCUCAUGAAAUUGUGACUAACAGUCGAGAGAUCAGUUGCGAGAGACAGUCGCAAGUUUGUUUUCACGAGUCGAGAUGAUAUCUGUUCUGUCCAUAUUUGGAUUUUUUCUUUGAAGGACUUCAGAUACAGAUACAUUCCUGUGUUUCUACGUUUCAAGUGGUUCUCGUUGUUUCUUCAGUCAUGGAUGAACCUCCUUUGAUGUUUCUAAGGGAAAUUUUGACCUAAGAUUCCUUCAGGAUGACAGACAGAAAAAUAAACCACCUGAAACUAAAUGCUGUAAAAUGGACAUAAUGGACUUUCUUUUUUUUUUUUUACCCUGAAGCACUGAAAAAGCUCUCAAAGGUGCGAUUUGUGAUCACGCCGAAGCCCCCUGAAAAGACACUUAAAAAAUGUAGACUACAUUAGAAAACGAGAGGCGGAGCUUCCUGAAUUCCUGACAGGCAGGGAGUAAGGGAGAGACACACCUCCUGGUCCUGAUUGGUCGAUAUCGAUGGUUCAUAUCAUGUGUUUACAGUGUGAGGAGACAAACCAAACAUCACCGAGCGCAGCUUUAAGAGCACUUCACAGAAACACAGACACUUUUUUUUUGUUGGAAUACAGUGUGUGUGUGUGUGUGUGUGUGUGUGUGUGUGGGAUCAUACUUGAGGAUCUUCUCUCCAAACAUUUGCACUAAAACAAAUAGACACACCGAAUGGAGAGAUGGCACCCGAGUUACUUUAGCACAAAUAAACCGAUCUGUCCAUUUCUCCACUUCUCCAUGUGCUUCAGCAACUAAUCCCACAUCAAUCUUUCUCCAUCAUCUCCAUUACAUAUAACCGAGUCAUGACCUGUGCCUGAGUGAUGUGGGCGGAGCUUAGUUUGAUUGGCUUGAGAUCAUCACGGGGAAUCUGAGACGGCAAUAAUCUGGUUUGUGGACACAAUGCCAGGGGUUUAAGCUCUGAAUGGAAAACAGGAAUCCAGGCUGGAGUUAUAGAACCUGGUGUUUCUCAACACUGCCUUGCUGAUCUCACGUAUUAUCAUAUCUGCGAGAUUUCUUUUUCUAACUUAGCAAUGCUUGAUACCUGUUAACUGCCUUGUCGCUGUGGAAACUUUCUUGCAGAAAAAGAAGUCGGAUUACAGAGAGACUUGUGUAGAGGUUUUUAAUCGGAUCAUAAUCAAAUCAAUUUUGUGAAAAAACAAACAAACACUUUCUCUUUUUUUGAGUUAAGAUCGACACACACACACACACACACACACACACACACACACACACACACACAUCCACUGGUACUGUAGAAGCAGAAAUAUCUACACCUUCUACAGAAAGUCUACCAGGUCCUAUUUAAACACGUAGUGGAACUGUUACCAAAGCAUCUCUGGAAACGCUUGUACAUCUCGGAAUCUUCUUCUAUAAAUCUUCUAAGCGGUGAAAAAAGCUCAGGUGAUGGACUGUAUAUUCUGUAGGAAAAGCGGGUCUCCAGGAAACAUGGGGAGGUGGAGACGUAAGACUUCUGAUUAGAAGAGUUGUGAGUUCAAAACCCAGCACCACCAAGCUGCCACUGAUGGGCCCUUGAGCAAGGCCCUUAACCAUCACCUGCUCCUUUUUAUAAAUGAGAUAAAUGUAAGUAUAUCUGGAUAAAGGCGUCUGACAAAUGCUGUAACUGUAAAUUGGCAGAAUAAGUUUGAAAUCAGACAAACUCAAACAAAAUAUUACAGUGUAUAAAAGGGGCGUGUCAGAACAGCGAUGCUUCCUGGCAUUUUUUAUUUUUAUUUGCUAAAACAUUGGGCAUUCGAGGUGGUAGCAAAAAGUUUAUGUUUAAACUGGUGCUGUUCAGACCAUGUGCAUUACCACAGCUGCGAUUUUAUCACGGACAGCGAGUUAGAACGAAGAGCAAACCUGAAAUUCUGUGUGAAACUGGGCCACAGAAGUGUCUGUGUGAGAUACAUUUAACAUACGAUGCUGGAACGAGUCGUUCGAGGUGUUUCCAGUGGCAAACGUGCUUCAAGAGCAGAAGAAUCUCACUGGAAGACGAGGAGAGAUCAGGAAGACUUUCAAUGAGCUCAACCCACGAAAAUGUUGAAACCGUUCGGCAACUCGUGCAUGAUGAUCAUCGGAGAACAAUCCACACGAUCUCACCUCCGCUCCCACCCUACUCGCCAGAUACGGACUUCACCCCCUCGAAGAUCCAGCUCAAAGCUCGCAGUUUUGACAUUUCAAUGAUUCCACACGCGAUCACGUGGAAACGUAGGUAAAUAAAGUGCUUUCUUGUAAA